ACUCUACCGUGAAUUCAAUCAGCAUAUAUUAUCACACUAUUGUCCUUUAUCUCUUCCUCACGUUCUUGUGAAUUUGAAUUUUCCUAUAGUGAAUUUGUGAGCAGUGACCAUGGCUUCAAGGCUUGAGAUUGAAGGAAGUGAGAAUGAGCAUGGAGAAGAAGAAGAAGAAGAGUGCCCGGUGAAACAAGUGGAACUCACUGUGCCAAAAACUGAUGACCCUAGUUUGGACAUUCUCACGUUCAGAAUGUGGGUUCUAGGCAUUCUUUCUUGCGUGUUACUCUCCUUUGUGAACCAGUUCUUUUGGUACAGAACUGAGCCUUUGACAGUGACAUCAAUUUCUGCCCAGAUUGCUGUGGUUCCCAUAGGCCAUUUCAUGGCGAGAACGUUGCCGACUCGCGUGUUCUUCAAGGGAAGGCGCUUUGAGUUCUCGCUCAAUAGAGGGCCAUUCAAUAUCAAGGAGCAUGUUCUCAUCACCAUCUUUGCAAAUUCUGGUGCUGGAACUGUCUAUUCUACGCAUAUUUUGACUGCAGUGAAGCUCAUAUAUAGAAGAAAACUGGAUUUCCUUCCAGCCAUAUUGCUCAUGUUCACCACUCAGGUUCUGGGAUUUGGUUGGGCAGGACUGUUCAGGAAAUAUCUGGUUGAGCCAGGGGAGAUGUGGUGGCCUAAUAAUCUAGUGCAGGUCUCAUUAUUCAGGGCUCUACAUGAGAAAGACAAGAGAUCAAAAGGAGGCACAACUCGUACUCAAUUUUUUCUCCUUGUUUUGAUCUCUUCCUUGGCAUACUAUGUGUUUCCCGGUUACAUGUUUAAAAUGCUGACAUCUUUCUCUUGGGUAUGUUGGCUUGCUCCCAAGUCUAUCCUAGUCCAACAACUUGGUUCUGGCAUGCGGGGUCUUGGCAUUGCUGCACUGGGAUUUGAUUGGUCUACAAUUUCUUCUUACCUUGGUAGUCCACUAGCUAGUCCAUGGUUUGCCACUGCCAACAUUGCUGUUGGAUUUGUUUUUGUCAUGUAUGUGAUGACACCAAUUACUUACUGGUCAAAUGCCUAUGGUGCCAAGAAGUUUCCAAUAUUUUCAAGUGGCCUUUUUAUGGGAAAUGGCUCGGAAUAUGAAAUUUUGUCUAUUGUGAACUCCAAUUUCCAUCUUGAUCGUGAGGCUUAUUCAAAGAACGGGCCUUUACAUCUCAGUACAUUCUUUGCAAUGACUUAUGGCCUUGGAUUCGCGGCGCUUUCUGCUACGGUAGUGCAUGUUCUGCUCUUUCAUGGAAGGGAAAUAUGGAUGCAGAGUAAAAGGGCCUUUGAAGAUAGUAAAAAAAUUGACAUACACACAAGACUUAUGAGGAGGUACAAAUCAGUCCCCCAGUGGUGGUUUCACAUCAUUCUAGUGGCGAACAUAGCUCUGAUUAUUUUUAUCUGUCAGUACUACAACGAAUCACUUCAAUUACCUUGGUGGGGUGUGUUGCUAGCUUGUGCAAUUGCCAUUUCCUUCACUCUACCAAUCGGUAUUAUAUCAGCCACUACAAAUCAGCAACCAGGUUUGAACAUUAUAACAGAAUAUAUCAUUGGCUACAUGUAUCCGGAGUUCCCUGUGGCUAACAUGUGCUUUAAGGUGUAUGGUUACAUUAGCAUGGCUCAAGCACUAACGUUUUUGUCAGACUUCAAACUCGGUCACUACAUGAAGAUUCCACCAAGAACAAUGUUCUUGGCACAGGUGGUAGGAACAAUCAUAUCAGUAAUUGUGUACACAUUAACUGCAUGGUGGUUGAUGGGGACAAUCCCUAACCUUUGUGACAUCUCCAAAUUACCAGAUGAUAGCCCUUGGCGAUGCCCAAUGGACAAUGUCUUCUAUGAUGCUUCUGUUAUCUGGGGUCUUCUAGGACCACGAAGGAUAUUUGGAGACCUCGGCGAAUAUGCCAAAGUGAAUCUAUUCUUCCUUGGUGGAGCCAUUGCUCCACUUCUAGUUUGGCUUGCUCACAAGGCCUUCCCAGGACAAAAAUGGAUACGUCUGAUUCACAUGCCUAUCAUGCUUGGUGCUACAUCAAUGAUGCCCCCUGCCACUGCAGUUAACUACACUAGUUGGUUACUCGUCGCAUUUCUCUCAGGGUAUGUGGUAUUUAGGUACAAACAAGAAUGGUGGAAGCGCUACAAUUAUGUUAUGUCUGGUGGUCUUGAUGCUGGAACUGCCUUUAUGACAAUCUUGCUGUUUCUUACACUCAAUGGCAUUAGUAUUGACUGGUGGGGAAAUGGUAAUGUAGAUGGGUGCCCCUUGGCUCGUUGUCCUACUGCAAAGGGCAUUGCAAUUGAAAGUUGUCCUUUGCAAUGAUCACUUCUUCAUGAAUCACGAAUCUUCAUUUAGGUACAUUUAGUGUGUGCCAAUUUAUAAGAAUAGUUUCGUUUAAUUUUUAUUUUCAAGUGAAUGGCAACGUCCAUUUGAUGUAAAUGGGUAUCCAUAACAUUUCCUAUGCAGUGAUUUAGUACUUUGAAGAGUCUACAUAGCAAAUUUCAAGUAACCAUGAUAAACUUGUACAGGCAGCACAUUCUUUCCGGAAAAAAUGUUCCAAACACGUUGGUUCACUGAAUUGAAAAUAUAUAAAGAAGAUAUUGGCUAUUAAGUUUAGAUGAAUACAGAUAGAUAAGAACAGGAUGGAGAGGUUUCUCCAUGCUGGAUGCUUUUCAGUUGCUUCAAUUUAUAGACCAAAUUCAUUUCCUCAUCUUUCUACGAUAAUCCUAAAGAGACUUGGAGAGGAUGCUGCACCUGCAGUGGCUGAAGUUGGCUCACUGAAAACCGUUGAUCAAAAUGUAAAGUUUCUGUGAAAUACACAUAUUAUAAUCCAGAAGAUGUUAGAUGAUUUUUCAAGCCUGCAGAGCUAUAUACCAAUCGUGGUCUUCGUGGGCGAAUUAAAGAAUCCGUAGGUACACAUGUUAUCUUAGUUGUUAUGUUAGAAACGGUUGAAAUUAUGUCUCAGUAGCUGUUUGAAUUUUAAAUUUAAGUUGUUGGUUUGAAGUUGUUAUUUAAAUUUGAAUAAGUCCUAAUUCUGUUAGGAUGAUUAGUUAGACUAUCUUUGAAUUUGUUUAGAGUAUCUUCU
Lotus japonicus is the source of this 3080-nucleotide messenger RNA. Its product is annotated as oligopeptide transporter 6-like. Gene Ontology annotation, biological process: transmembrane transport. Gene Ontology annotation, molecular function: oligopeptide transmembrane transporter activity. The transcript is spliced from 6 exons. Lineage: Eukaryota; Viridiplantae; Streptophyta; Magnoliopsida; Fabales; Fabaceae. The record is from RefSeq and is a predicted model, not a curated record. Bases 110 to 2317 code for a protein of 735 amino acids.